This is a messenger RNA of Drosophila bipectinata, 2698 nucleotides long. RefSeq names its product Reduction in Cnn dots 6 (gene Rcd6). The record is from RefSeq and is a predicted model, not a curated record. NCBI's taxonomy places the organism in Eukaryota, Metazoa, Arthropoda, Insecta, Diptera, Drosophilidae.
UUUAACAUUUCAGUUGCCAAACAGCCGUCGUAGCGGUAGCGCACGCUUAGAUCGCGCGGACAGGCAUAUCGUUCGGUGGCGAAGUUCGUUUCCUCAGUCUUUUGAAUUUCACUUUUAACUGUUGCGAGCGCGCCAAGUUGGAACGUGUACCGUUAGCAGCCCCGGCUCUGUUACGGUUUUUCACGAGUGCGACACCAACCUAGCAUGACACGGCUCAAUUAGGCCGCUUAACGCUUUCAUUCAACCCACAAGCGGUCUGGACUCGAAACCCAUUCAAACAUAAACCCAGAACUAGAACUCCGCAUUACAUCGCUUCGCAUCGCCUCGCAUCGCACCACUGACCUGCUCCCGAAGGGGAGCCAAGGCCACCACCCCCUCCAGCUAGCAUCCAGCAUAGUUUCUCUGCAAAACCGCAACUCACCUCACACCUGUCUGAACGCAUACAUAUCUCCUCCACCAUCUUCGACAACCACAACCGCAAUCGCAACCGAAACCGAAACACGAAUAAUGAAUUAUCAGAAGGCCAGUGAAAAGCAGUCGCCGUCCUCAUUGAAGAAGCGGCCGCCGGGCAACGGCAAUAGCAUACAAAACUUUUGGAACGAACGCAUUAUGGAGCGCUUCAUAAAGGCGAAUCUAUUCAUUAUUUGCUGCGUGGUUGCCGUUCUCUUGCUGAUCGUCUACCUGGGCGCCUUCUCGUGCGAGGUCUCUUGGAUACUGGAGGCCCACGGCGAGCUGCCCUUCGCAGCCUACACUCUCUGUUCGCUCUACUUCGUCAUGUUUGUGGCCACCACGAUCCUCAUCCACGGGCUGGUCAGUGGGCUGUGCUGGCCCCUCUUCGCCUGGUCGGGUAUUAUCGGUCUGCUCUCCAUUCCCGAGUUGGUCUUCGUCAUGAUCAUGACCACCCAGCACUGGGGCCUCCAAUCGGUGCACGGGCUGACGGAGCUGACAUCCUACCUGAUCCGUCUAAUCAUCAACUGCUUCGCCCUGAUCUGCGUUAUUCCCACGGGCAUUCGGUGGCGCCGGGAGACGCAGGUGCUCAGCCAGCUGCAGGGCUUGGCCACUCGCCUGUCCCUGCAGACGCCAGCGCCCAGUGUCCCGAUGAACAAGGCGGACUCCCGCCGCUCCAGCCAGCGUCUGAGUGGCUUUGAGAAUGCCGGCUACCAGCUAUGCGACGAGACGACGGCCAAGAUGCCACUGGGAAUGGGAAUGAAUAACCAGUUGGCCGGUAGCCAGGCUUUUGGAUCGCAAAACGAGUUCAACGCCAGCAUGUUUGCCCCAGCCUUGGCCCAGCAGUUCAACAAUGCCACAUUAAUGCAGCGGGGUGGCGCUGGAGGAGCACCCGCUGGACAUCGGGCCCAAUCACUGAUGGAUCUGCGCUGCACUCUCCCAGGAAUGUACAAUCCACGUCAUGUCUUGGACACUGAGGACAAGAACGCCAAAUACUUCAACAUCACCAUCGACGACUUGAAGAAUAAUCUCCAGGACUCGCACCGACCCUCACCGCCCUCGUUGAUUGGGUCGGCCAGCAAUGAUCCAAUUUACUGUUCCAUUGAGCCGAAGCAGGUUACACCUCCGCCUGCCCACCAGCGCGGUAAUCGGCCUCGAGGCAGCCACAAACAGCCGCCUCCUGGCAAGCUAUCCCGAAACUGCGUCUCCCUGGAGAACCUGGACGGGAUCAGUAAGGUGCAGAACGACCUGACUGCCUACGGAAACAAUCUCCUCCAAAACUACACCCAGCAGCAGCAGUACUAUCUGGCCAUGCUGCUCCACCAACAGCAGCAGCAGCAACAGCUCCUCCAUCAGCCUGGUGGAAUCUACAGAAGGCCCUCCAACUGCAGUUCCACGGGAGGAUUUGCAGGAACGGUUCUGGCCCAGCCGCUGCAGCGUCGCGGAUCCACUCACAGCCAGCAGCUGCAGUAUUACGGGGGAUUCGGCUAUGCCAACUAUGCCAAUCCGUACAUCACAGCCAACAGUAAACUGUCACUGGGUAAUGAGUCCGACGACUACCGGAAGUAUCGCGAUGUAGCCCUUUGAGGCACUGCCCGUCCAAGUCCCGGAUCCACCAUAAGUCAGCCCCCUAGGUUACGCUCAGUAGUUUUAAGACCUGCUCAAUCUAGAAUGAGAUUCCUCGGAAUAACGACCAAAGAGCCACAAACUAACUCAGUUUCAGUUCGUAGACUAACGUUACACUGGGAGAAUCGAAUGCUACGUUUAAAAAAAGCAAUAUUUGCAAAAAAAGUUAUCAUAAGAGUGUGCUAAAAAAAGCAAAUUUUGAAAAUAAAUUAUAGAGAGCAUCUAAGUCACAAAUUCAAACAGAAGUCUGCUUAUCGCACUCUUUCCUAAACAAUUUUUAAUGUAAAUAAAGGAAGCUCUCCUCACUAAUUGCGAUUAGUUCAAAAGAUCAAACAAAUAUAGUUCCAAUAUCAGGCAUAUUUCAAAUAAUUGAUUCUGCAAAUAACAAGCUUAUAAACGUAGCUAUAGAAUAACUGGUUAAAUCAUCGACUAGCUUGUGACCAGAUCACAGCGAAACCCCAAGUUACUAGUUUUAAGAAUCGACCGCUAAUCGAAAUGGAAAUUCAUCGUUUAUUUAAGUUACUAGGAAUACGGAUAACAAUACUCCGAUCGACAGUCUAACCAUCCACAGAUCGACAAUUGUACAUAUUUGUAAUAAAAGGCAAUAAUGUUUUUCACUCAAAAA